Messenger RNA from Pieris macdunnoughi, 630 nucleotides. The record is from the annotation of a GenBank genome assembly. Lineage: Eukaryota; Metazoa; Arthropoda; Insecta; Lepidoptera; Pieridae.
AUGUAUUCUAGAUGUGGAAGUAGUGGAUCUAUUCAAAAUAUUCAUCAAACUCCAUCAUCUUCUAAUCAUAAUUCAGAAGACGAAGAUGAUAGUGGCGACAACAAGGCAUCUGCGUUGAGUUUUAAAGAAAGAAGGCGAGAAGCACAUACACAGGCCGAACAAAAAAGAAGAGAUGCCAUUAAAAAAGGCUAUGAUUCCCUACAAGAACUUGUCCCUACUUGUCAACAAACUGAUGCUUCAGGAUACAAGCCAAGCAAAGCUACUGUUCUUCAAAAAUCAAUUGAUUACAUACAAUACCUGUUACAACAACGUAGACGCCAAGAAGAGGAGCGUAAUGCAUUGAGGAAAGAUGUUGUUGCUCUAAGAAUAAUGCAGGCCAAUUAUGAGCAAAUUGUUAAAGCUCAGCAUUCAGUUCCAGGUCACAGUGAACAGAGGCUCACUGAUCAGGAAAAGUUCCAAGUUUUUCAGGGUAUAAUGGAUAAAUUGUUCGAAUCCUUUGAGUCGGUAACGACAAACAACUUUGGUGAAUUUUCUGCGGGUGUCUUCAACUGGCUAGAGGAAUAUUGUAAGCCACAAUCGUUACGGACCUUAGUUCACGGCGUAUUGCGGGAACAAAGUUAUACACCUUGA